AUGAACCCAGAGUGUGACAGGCACGCGGGCGCCGGAGCGCUGUGCCUGGCAGCCGAGGCCGGUUGCCGCGAGGCGGUGCGCGCGUUGUCUGCGCCCGCGGCCGCCGGGCCCGACGCGUGGGGCAGCACGGCGCUGCAGUGGGCGGCGGCGCGCGGCCGGGACGCGGCGGUGGCGCUGCUGCUGGAGGAGGGCCGCGCAGACGUGCGCGCCGCAGACCGGGACGGCGUGACGGCGCUGCACGCGGCCGCCGCCCGCUGCGGCGCGCCCACCGUGGAGGCGCUGCUGCGCGCCGGCGCGGACCCGGCCGCCGCAGACGGCGAGCUGGCGCAGCCGCUGCACUGGGCGGCCGCCGCGGGCAACGCGGCCGCGCUCGCCGCGCUGCUGGAGGCGUGCCGCGGCCGCACGUGCGACCCGCCCGACGCCACCGGCCAGACGCCGCUGCACUACGCGGCGCGCGCCGGCUGCGUGGGCGCGGUGCGCGCGCUGCUGGUCGCGGGCGCCUACCGGCGCGCCCUGUGCGCCGGCGGCCGAACGCCGCUGCACGUCGCGGCGUUUCACGCGCGACCCGCCACCGUGCGCCUGCUGCUGGCCGACGGCGCGCAGGAUGUCAACAGGCCCGACGACCACGGGCAGACGCCGCUCUACUGCGCGGCCGUGGGCGGCAGCAUCGCGGCGGCCGCCCUCCUGCUAGCUGCCGGCGCCGACAAGGCGGUCUGCAACAAGGCCGGCUUCUCCCCGCAACGGGUGGCGCUCGACCAGGGCCGCCACGACCUGGCCGCGGUUCUGGACGAGAACGACGACAGCCCGGUCGUCGACGAACGCACGGCACUUCAUUGGGCAGCAGAGGAAGGCAACGACGACGAGGUGGUGCGCCUUCUGCAGGCCGGGGUGGCGCCGGUGGACGCUGCCGACGCGGACGGCCUGACAGCUUUGCACCUGGCGGCAGCCCACUGCGGCGAGCGCGCCGUGAGGGCGCUGCUGGAGGCGCGAGCAGACCUGCACGCCAGGGCGGGCGACGGCCGCUCGCCGCUGCACUGUGCAGCCGCCACGGGCCGCACCGCCAACGUGCGCGCACUGCUCGAAGCAGGCGCCGGGCCCAACGUGCCCGACGCCAAGGAGGAGCGGCCGCUGCACCUGGCGGCGGCCGCGGGAGCCGUGGCGACGGUGCACGCGCUGCUCGACGGCGGUGCCACUGGAGACGCGCGCAGCGCAGACGGCCGCUCGCCGCUGCUGUUCGCCGCCUGGUACGGACACGCAGCCGCUGUCGACGCGCUGCUGACGGCAGGCGGCGCAGACGUGACAGUGACCAACCGGAACGGCAGGUCGGCGCUGCAGUGCGCCGCGCGCAGUGGCUCCGUGCUGACGGCGCGCUUGCUACUGGCCGCCGGGGCAGAUGUCAACGUCAGAGACCGCAACGGGAAGACCGCCGUGGAUGUCGCCAAGAAGCGCGACCACAAGGUUCUCCUAAAAGUUCUGCGCGAAUCUUAA
Molecule: messenger RNA, 1488 nt
Organism: Schistocerca piceifrons (Central American locust)
Lineage: Eukaryota; Metazoa; Arthropoda; Insecta; Orthoptera; Acrididae
Product: CARD- and ANK-domain containing inflammasome adapter protein-like
Exons: 3
Coding region: 1-1488 (495 amino acids)
Biological process (GO): regulation of gene expression
Cellular component (GO): nucleus
Molecular function (GO): protein binding
Source: RefSeq, a predicted model, not a curated record